CUUUACCUUUUGCUAAAUACAUUUUUAGGAAGACGACGCCGAACUGCAAAUCAGAAGACUGGCACACCUCUUAAGAGACUAUGAAUGUGCUGUCAAACCCAGUGAUCAGGGCCCAGGAGCAGUCUCUAGCUCUCUGUGGACCCGGGUCUGUCCAGGAUUUACCCCACUGCCCUCCAGGGUUCAACCUGAGCUCUCGCCUAAAUCCUCCACCCAUGCUUGGCCUCCAGAGUGGCCAAAGAUCCACCAAACCUCAGAGGGAGCUGAGCCCUGAGGAACAGCAGGAGCUCAGGAGGAAGAUCAAUAGCAGGGAGAGGAAGCGGAUGCAGGACUUGAACAUUGCCAUGGAUGCCCUCAGGGAGGUCAUGGUGCCUUACGCUUCCUCGCCAUCUUCUGCUUCCUCCUCUCAGUCUCACCAGCCUGGAGCUCCACCAGGUCGCCGGCUCUCAAAGAUCUCCACCCUGGUUCUGGCCAGGAACUACAUCCUCCUGCUGGGUUCAUCUCUGCAGGAGAUGCGGCGGCUGUUGGGGGAGGUAAGCGUGGGCAUGGGGGUGAACACAGGACCGGUCCCCCGGCUACUGCUCACUGGGGGGUGGCCCCUCAUCUCUGGCCCCAGUCAGCUCCUCCUCACCCAGGAGUCCCUCCUCAACUCAGCAGCAUCCUCCUCCUCUUCCUCCACUUCAUCGUCCUCUGCUGCUAAAUGUCCGCUGUUGUCGCCGGGCCCCAUGGAGGCCUCGCUGGCCCCUGUGCAGUGGAGCUCUGCAGGGGCCUCAGGUGGGCCCCUGUGCCCCUGUGGAGUCUGCAGACUGCCCAGAUUUAGCCACUCCACACCGGCUCCAAGAUUCCCAAAGUGACACCUUAAAGUUGAAGAGGAUUUCCCAAGAACGGACUUGAUGACUGUUACAUGUAUGCAACAUGGUUUUUAUAUGAAUUGCUAUUUAACAUUUUUAACAUGUUUAUAAUAAUUUACUGCAAUUACUCACGAUUAUUCUUUGAUCUUCUUAAACACAAUGGAUCUAUGCUGUAGUUGGUAAUGAAGUAAAU
This is a messenger RNA of Morone saxatilis (striped sea-bass), 1041 nucleotides long. It is a transcript of the gene olig1, whose product is annotated as oligodendrocyte transcription factor 1. The coding region runs from base 81 to 851 and encodes 256 amino acids. NCBI's taxonomy places the organism in Eukaryota, Metazoa, Chordata, Actinopteri, Moronidae. Gene Ontology annotation, molecular function: protein dimerization activity. The record is from RefSeq and is a predicted model, not a curated record. The transcript has a single exon.